Molecule: messenger RNA, 234 nt
Organism: Funneliformis geosporum
Lineage: Eukaryota; Fungi; Glomeromycota; Glomeromycetes; Glomerales; Glomeraceae
Source: the annotation of a GenBank genome assembly
AUGUCUGAUACCAGUAUAAAUUAUGAUUGGACAUCAAGCGUAAAAUUAUCUUCAACAAGCAAGAGGAAGGUCAAAAAGAAUGAAGGACUACUUCAAACUUAUAUGUUGCUAGGAGGAUAUUAUUUUGAUUUUACAGAAAAAAAAAAUUUACGUGGUGAAAAGAAAUUAGAAUUGGAUAUGACGACAUUGACAGUAAUUAUCGGAUUGGUAACACAUAUUAGGAAAGAAGAGUGA